Messenger RNA from Zea mays, 501 nucleotides. RefSeq lists its product as uncharacterized. NCBI's taxonomy places the organism in Eukaryota, Viridiplantae, Streptophyta, Magnoliopsida, Poales, Poaceae. The record is from RefSeq and is a predicted model, not a curated record. Bases 1 to 501 code for a protein of 166 amino acids. The transcript has 4 exons.
AUGGGGCAUAAUGCUAGUCGCACACCAUUCACAUACAUCUCAAACACCAGCAUUGUAGGUGAUCAAAAUGGAUCAAACUCGCUUGUACCAAUACUCGAUGCUAAUGAACGUAAGAGGCAAAGGGAUAAGGAACACUAUGCCACGAUGUCCAUUGAACAAAAGAAUGAGAAAAAUAGGAAGUGCAGUGAAGCACGUCAACGAAAUAAAGGACUAUCGAUAAAGCCCGAGUCAUCUAUAGACAUUAAUACAAAGCAAACACAUGAGGCGGUUAACCUUGAAAUAAGUGGAGAUGUGCAUCUUGGUUCAGGUCCCGUUAAAAACACUCCAUCAGGUGGUAACUCUAUCGAACGAAAGAGGCAAAGCGAUAGAGAAAGGCGUGCAACAAUGUUGGUUGAACAAAGGAAUGAGUACAAUAACAAGCGUCGUGAAAUGCGUCAACGAAAUAAGGGACAAAAUGUGAUGCCCAGUGUGUCAGGAGGUGAUGAAACCCAUCAAAUUUAA